This is a messenger RNA of Miniopterus natalensis, 3634 nucleotides long. NCBI's taxonomy places the organism in Eukaryota, Metazoa, Chordata, Mammalia, Chiroptera, Miniopteridae. The record is from RefSeq and is a predicted model, not a curated record.
GUCCCGGAGCUGAGUGCCCACGGCCCCACACCUCCCCAUGGAGAAAGGACUUGCUUUGCCCCAGGACUGCCGGGACUUUCUGCACAGUCUGAGAAUGAGAAGCAAAUAUGCCCUUUUCCUGGCUUUUGUGGUGGUGGUUUUUGUCUUUAUUGAAAAGGAAAAUAAAAUCAUAUCGAGGGUCUCAGACAAGCUGAAGCAGAUCCCCCAGUCCCUGGCGGAUGCCAACAGCACUGACCCAGCCCUGGCCUUGGCCGAGAACGCAUCCCUCUUGUCCCUGAGUGAGCUUGAUUCCGCCUUCACGCAGCUGCAGAGCCGCCUGCGAAACUUCAGCCUGCAGCUGGGCUUGCAGCCAGCGGAAGAGGUGCUGCUCAUGGCCACCACCCGCACCGGCUCCUCCUUCGUGGGGGAGUUCUUCAACCAGCAGGGCAACAUCUUCUACCUCUUCGAGCCGCUGUGGCACAUCGAGCGCAAGGUGACCUUCGAGCCGGGAGGCGCCAACGCGGCCGGCUCGGCCCUGGUCUACCGCGACGUGCUCAAGCAGCUGUUCCUGUGCGACCUGUACGUCCUGGAGCAUUUCAUCAGCCCGCUGCCGGAGGACCACCUGACGCACUUCAUGUUCCGCCGGGGCUCCAGCCGCUCCCUGUGCGAGGACCCGGUGUGCACGCCCUUCGUCAAGAAGGUCUUCGAGAAGUACCACUGCAAGAACCGCCGCUGCGGGCCCCUCAACGUGACGCUGGCGGCCGAGGCCUGCCGCCGCAAGGAGCACAUGGCCGUCAAGGCCGUGCGCAUCCGGCAGCUGGAGUUCCUGCAGCCGCUGGCCGAGGACCCCCGGCUGGACCUGCGGGUCAUCCAGCUGGUGCGCGACCCCCGGGCCGUGCUGGCCUCCCGCAUGGUGGCCUUCGCGGGCAAGUACGAGACCUGGAAGAAGUGGCUGGCCGAGGGCCAGGACCGGCUGAGGGAGGAGGAGGUGCAGCGGCUGCGGGGCAACUGCGAGAGCAUCCGCGUGUCGGCGGAGCUGGGCCUGCGGCGGCCCGCCUGGCUGCGGGGCCGCUACAUGCUCGUGCGCUACGAGGACGUGGCGCGCAGGCCGCUGGAGAAGGCCCGCGAGAUGUACCGCUUUGCGGGCAUCCCCCUCACCCCGCAGGUGGAGGACUGGAUCCAGAAGAACACCCAGGGCUCCCAGGACGGCAGCGGCAUCUACUCCACGCAGAAGAACUCCUCGGAGCAGUUUGAGAAGUGGCGCUUCAGCAUGCCCUUCAAGCUGGCGCAGGUGGUGCAGGCCGCCUGCGGCCCCGCCAUGCGCCUCUUCGGCUACAGAUUGGCGCGGGAUGCCGCCUCGCUCACCAACCGCUCCGUCAGCCUGCUGGAGGAGCGCGGCACCUUCUGGGUCACGUAGGGGGCCGGGGGCCACGCGCACCCCUCCUCGUGAAAGUCCCGCCCUGCCUUCCUCGCACCCGGGCCAGCGCGAGCCGAGCCGGAGGCGCUCGCAGAGGAUGGCGGGGAGCCGAGCGGUGAGCAGGCCCCCCUGCUGUAGAAGUAGCCCCCAGCCAGCUAGCUUCCCCGCAGCGGGGCGCUGGGGUGUGUUGCUGAGACCAGGACAGUGCUCUUCCUCUUUCGGGCCAUCAAACCCAGACGUAAGGGGCAGGCCUCAGCCUACUGACGGUCUCUCUCUCUCUUGUUCUCUCUCUCACACAUACACACACACACACACACACACACGCACACACACAGAGAAACAUACACGAAGCACCCAUAAAUGUCUGUAGACCCUGUGGGCACUGACCUCAGUCUGGAUUUCUAUGCAAUCUGGUGUGGAUUCUGGGUCCCUGGGGAGGGACUGGGACAGCCCAGGGUGUUAGAGGAUGGCACUCGAGGCUUACCAAUUCAAUAUUUUCAUAAAUGGGAUAGCUGUGCUGGUUACUGAUGGAAUCGGCUCUGUGAAGAGCUACAGAACACACACGGAUAAAGACAAACACCUGCAGGCACACCACACACACUGGAAAACAUCACAAGAACAGUUCCUCAUACACACAGAUAAACAGACAAGCUUCCCCACUGCUUUAUGCCCACAGGCUUUAUAGGGUUCAUCUGUAUCACAAGCCUAAAGAGGAGCCUUUAAUUUGGGAGCAGGGGAAGGAAACAUGGUCAUGGGCCAUGGGCUGGUUUUCCGAUUAUGUUUGUGAUGAACAGUGCACACAGAGCUGCUGAGUCCACGGCCCCUGCCCACCUUGGAAUCUCAGGGCUGCCUCCUCUGGCCCAUUCACAUCCUUGCUGCUGGCAGGCAGGGUGUUUGGAAAUGGCAUGGUUGACCCUUGGUGACUGCAGCCCAAAGUCCCCGUCCCAGUUUGACUGGUGUCCUGGAACAUGUCCGUAUUUGAAGGCUGCCUAAGGCCUGACUGGCAGAGCAGCUGUGGUCUCUGGAAGCAAAAGGCAACUCAUGGGCCCUGCCCCUUCCAGCCAGGCCUCUGUGGGGCAGGGCCCCAGUGACAGUCCAGAGUGCUCUUGAGGGAGAAUUCACAUCAGGGUAGCCCGUCCCCUGAGAAGACAGGGGACAGAGGUCAGCCUCCUGGUUGGUCACCAUGGUUACAUGGUUAGUGUUUGAAAUUUCUCCUUUAGGGCUCUGGGAACAGUGUUGCUUAACUGAGGAUGGACUGGGUAUUUUUUUUCUGUUUGUGUGUGUAUGUGUUUUAGGGUAUUUAUGGUUUGAUGGCUUGUUUUGUGGCUGUGUUUUCAUUUUUGUUUCUGCAGAAGUGCCUUUUUGGAAGCAGCUGUGCUUGAGAGGCUGCAGGGGCUCUGGAAGGACCAGUGGGAAGCACUCUGGCUCUUGCUGGAGGGAGAGGAGGGGGAGGAAGAGCCUUCCCCCAGGAGGAUUGGGGCUUAGGUGGCUGUGUGACAACCCACAGUGCCCCAUGGGCUGUUUUGUUUGAACUCAUGUGAAACGAAUCUCAGAAACCACCAGCAUUCUUUGCUGCAUGUGCAGAAGCAGCAUAAAUUAGCAGCCCUCAACCCUGCCCUAAGAAGAGCCAGAUUUAAACAUCUCUCCCAGGCCCAGUCACACUCCCGGGGGUCAGGGCCUAUCACCAAGCAGCAAAUGUCCCCAAAGUGGAGGCCUUUCCCCACUCCCACCCCAACCUGGGGAGCAAAACUCAGUACCAUCUUAGAACUUUCAGGAAGCUGUAACAGUUCGCUAAGGGCUGUUUCCAAUUUCCUGGGUGACCUCUCUGUCAGAUCAGUCCCAUUGUCAAACCCAGAGGGCUGAGUAAUACGGACAUGAGGGAAAUACAAGAUCUGAGUCCAGCUCAUGUUGCUGUGGGGAAGGAAGGGGUGUGUCCUGGCUGAAAACUGCCUUUUGAAAAGUUGAGGAUAGUAGACAUCUUAUGGGAUCCCUUAUAACUGCCUUAUCUGAGUUGCCAGGCAUGUAUCACUAUGGACGUCAGCCAUUCAAGGAGGUCUCCACUCUAGGUUUUCCAGUCCAAGAAUAAGUUGUGCAGGGAGCUGGCUCUAAUUUAGGACUCCAGCUCUGAAAACUUAACCCUGGAACAGAGUGGGGCCAGGACUUUUCUGGCAGCCCCAGAAGUGCUGGUGGUUCUUUCCCAGCCCCUGUCCUGCUCCCUGUUCUGUCCCCACCUUCGGG